ACACACACACACACACACACACACACACACACACACACACUACUCUCCUUUUCUGUAUUUAAUCAUCUAAUAUCGCCUUAUUGUUUUUUUUGUGUUCAGAUUCACCAAUGAAACAAUCAGGAAAGUUGCAGUAAAGCUCGCGAUUAACUUCAGUAAAUAGGCGUGUCGCCUGGCAACCAUGUGUGCGUGUGCUGGCUUUUGUUUAGCAUGGAGACAGUAGGCCUACAGUUAAAAACAACCGUGCCUCUCUUCUGCAUGACUUCAGCAUGACAGAUCCCUUAGUGGAUCAGAUGACUAAACUCAGACUGAAACUUAUAGAGAAGAAGUUGAGCAACGAAAGAAACAGGAUGGACGAAAGAACAGAUUCUGUCCAAUCCUCAAGGACCUAUGAUGGAGAGAUGUAUGCACUGCACGGCGCACAGAGGAGGAAACGAGACUUACUGCAAAGAUUGAGAGAACAGUACAUGCUGGAGGAACUCCGCAGACCUCGUACCUGGGGAGGACCGCAGAGACGACGCUCCCAGCCUCAACACCACCACCGCCACGCUGAUCACUUUCCUUCAUCACCCCCUCCUUACCCAGCGCCCUUCCCCUACCAGCCUACUCCUGGGCCUGUGGUGAUACCGUUUCUGCUCCCUCCGAUACACGUUCCGGCACAGCCCCCACACAUUCAACACAUUUCAACUAUUCCUCAACAGCAGCCAACCUUCAUCCAACAGGUGCCACUGCAGCAACAACCGAUGAGCCAGCCGGCCCCGCCCCCUCAGAAUCACGGCCGCAGCAUCAAAGAGGACAUGGUGGAGAUGAUGCUCAUGCAGAAUGCCCAGAUGCAUCAGAUUGUGAUGCAGAACAUGAUGCUGAAAGCCCUGCCUCCCCUGGGCUUCCCUGGGUCUGAGAGGUCCGGUCACGCUACUGGACAAACAGGGUACCUUGAGCAGGCAGGUGCGUUCUACCAUCACCAUCACUACAGCCAGGGCCCAGCCGCGUUGCCCCCAAUCGGAUACCCUGCCUGGCCACCCAUGAUGUCAUCCCCAGCCCAGGGGGGCCAUCCGCACACCGGGCCACACCUGCACGUACCCUCCAUGCAUUUCUAUGCUAAACACGAAUGAAUAGGCUCAUCCGAGGGAAAUUAUCUAAUCUAAGAGGAUGUUGGUUUUGCACUCUGAUAAGGCUUAAUAGCUUUGAAGGACGUCUGUCCUUAUUGUCCGUAUUGUGUUUCCAUACAUUUUUGGUCCCACAACUCGCUGAUUCCAAAGUAAUGUAUUUUUUUUUUUCAGCGUAAUGGCCAUUCACCUAAGGACAUUUUAUUCAGUUGGAUGUCUUUUUUAUUAAGUUCAUCAUUUAUUACAGUUUUGUUAGAUACAAUCAUGUUAGGUUCAUCAUUUCAACAUGUGAAAGUAUUCGUCAGGGCUCUGCAAAACCAGAAGUAUCACCACACUGUGAUUGAUACGUUUUUAUUAUAUACGUUUAAUUUCCCAAGCAAAUCGAUACGGCUAGAUCUAUACUAGAUCUACAUCUAAAAUGACUGACAAAACACGAAAUUGAGUUAGAAUGCAUUUUAUUUUACAGUCGUAGCUUAAUUUUCUGCAUCUUCUUGUCCGUAAACCAUGACCAUCUGUUUCUCUGAGAAUCAAGUCAAGAGUCAAAUAACAAAUAACAAUCUUCAAUUAUAUUUUCAACAUACACACAACUAUUGCCAUGACUUUAAUAUAUGAUUUUACAACUGUACAAAAUGGUAAUUUACAGAAAUUGUAUAAAACAAUAAUUUCACUCAAACCCAUUCCCCAUUUUCCCAUAUUUGUGAAACAACCCGCCAUCACUCACUUAAUUUGAGCUAAGAAACACUUCGAGAAAAAACGUCAAAUAAAAAACACAGCCCAUAAAA
Gadus morhua (Atlantic cod) is the source of this 1885-nucleotide messenger RNA. It is a transcript of the gene c5h21orf58, whose product is annotated as chromosome 5 C21orf58 homolog. The record is from RefSeq and is a predicted model, not a curated record. The transcript has 8 exons. NCBI's taxonomy places the organism in Eukaryota, Metazoa, Chordata, Actinopteri, Gadiformes, Gadidae. The coding region runs from base 267 to 1109 and encodes 280 amino acids.